Messenger RNA from Chiroxiphia lanceolata (lance-tailed manakin), 1028 nucleotides. It is a transcript of the gene SFTPB, whose product is annotated as surfactant protein B. The transcript is spliced from 8 exons. NCBI's taxonomy places the organism in Eukaryota, Metazoa, Chordata, Aves, Passeriformes, Pipridae. Bases 36 to 974 code for a protein of 312 amino acids. The record is from RefSeq and is a predicted model, not a curated record.
CUGUCUCUGUCCCUGUCCCUGUCUCUGCCCCCGCCAUGGCCCUGCCGCUGCCGCUGCUCCUCGCCCUGCUCGGGGCCACCCCAGGUCUGGGGGCGCCGGGGGGGGGCUGUGGGGUGCCCCCCUCUGCCUGGUGCCAGAGCUGGGACACUGCCCUGCGCUGCGGGGCCCUGGAGCACUGCCCCCUCCUCACCCAGAGACCCCCGGAUGUGGACACCUGCGCCCUCUGCCAGCAGCUCUUCGCCUUCCUCCACCGCGUGUCCAACCAGUCGGCCGUGCAGGUGGCAGUGGAGCAGGGGCUGGGGGCUCUGUGCCUCCCGCUGCCCAUCCUGGCGGCCCCGUGCCAGUCCGUGGUUCACUCGCUCGUCCCGCGUGUCCUCCGGGAGCUCCAGCACCUCGUGCCCCGGCAGAUCUGUGCCAACCUGAAGCUGUGCCCGGCAGAGCCUGGCAGUGCCACAGCCGUGCCCGCCCUCGGGGCACUCGGCACCCACCCGCAGGAGCCCCCCCCGGGCCCGGCGGCGCUGCCGGUGCCCCUCCCGCUGUGCUGGCUGUGCCGCACCUUCGUGGCACAGGCCGAGGCCGCCAUCCCCGUGCCCAGGGUGGCCGCGGCGGCCACGGGGCUGUGCCGGGCGCUGCCGCUGGUGGCCGUGGGCGCGUGCCAGUGCCUGGCCCAGCGCUACGCCACCCUCCUGCUCGAGGGGCUGCUGGGCCGCCUGGGCCCGCGCCUGCUGUGCCGCCUGCUUCUCGCCUGCCAGGGCACCGCAGAUGACACGGGCGUGCCGCCGGUGCUGCUGGAGGCCAUCGUGGUGCGGCUGGCGGAGUGCGUGGGCCCCGAGGACCUCAAGGGUGUCGCCCCCCCCGCACUGUCACCCCCCCUGGGCCCCUGUGCCCUGGGCCCCGUGUACUGGUGCUCCGGCCCCGAGCCUGCCCGGCGCUGCCAGGCCCUGCAGCACUGCCAGGAGCAUGUCUGGCUGUAGGGGGGCUCUGGGGGCCCCCCCAGCACUUCCCAAUAAAGCUUGGAUGCAGCUCUG